This is a messenger RNA of Amblyraja radiata (thorny skate), 916 nucleotides long. RefSeq lists its product as uncharacterized. NCBI's taxonomy places the organism in Eukaryota, Metazoa, Chordata, Chondrichthyes, Rajiformes, Rajidae. The coding region runs from base 134 to 916 and encodes 260 amino acids. The record is from RefSeq and is a predicted model, not a curated record. The transcript has 7 exons.
CGUGCAGGUCUUCAUUUCCACAGGGGAACAUUUAUAACGCAGUAUAGGUGUGGAGCAGGGUUACAUUUAUUUGACUUAGCUGCUUAUGUUUAGUAGUUUUCUGGUUUGAAGCGAAGCAGAUUUUCUGGAUGAAAUGAAACAAAAUGGGAUGGUGUCAGGAAAGGAGCACAGUCAGCUGACUUGGAGGAUUAUUCCCAGAACAAUGCAACUCCUGCUGUGUUGCUCUCUGCUUGGCCACUCUCAAGGUACAUCUUUCCAUGAGGAUUGUUCUAUAAUUUGCCUGCUUGCGAUGUGUUUGGAUCACAAAGGGUGCAUGGACUACAGUUGCCAGGAGCUCUCAAGUGGAGAAAUGCAACGUCUAUCAGGAAUGAAGCAAUCGGAAAUGGGAAUGGAACCUCUGUCCAACUGCACGGAUCUUGACAGGUGGCUACAUGGAUGUUGCGUAAAAAUUCCUAACAUUUCGGCUGAAUGUUUAUUGCAACAGAUUUCUAGGAAUAAAAAGAACGUAUGUUUGUACCAGAAGAAGUGUCAUCAGAAUCCAAGCCCACGGAUUUCUACGAAACACUGCCUGAGACUGGCACAUCAGCAUUGGCUCUUGGAUUACACUCGUUACCCCUGUCCCAUUGCUCACUUUUGUCCAAAGGGAACAGGGUCUCUUGGGGAUGAACAACUUCCUAAGCCCUGUCCUCCAGGCACAUACAGAGACGUUGAACAGGGAACAGAUAUUCUUGACUGUUGGCCAUGCCCAGCUGGAACAUAUAGGCUGAUCAAAGCAGCUAUGAGCUGCAUCCAGUGUGAUCCCGGGAUGUUCUGUCCGGAGGGAACACAAAACCAAACCCUCUGCCCAGCAGGAGAAAUAGGAGAAUUUUCCAAACAGCAAAACUCAUCCUUUUAUGCUGGGGUUUCUGUGGAAUAA